AUGGCUCCAUCUACCACCAGAAAGCAAAAGAUCACCAAGACCUUCACUGUCGACGUUUCUGCCCCAACUGAGGGUUCCGUGUUCGUCCCAGCCAACUACGCUAAGUACUUGAUCGACCACAUCAAGGUUGACGGUCACUUGGGUAACUUGGGCAACGCUGUGUCUGUGGAGCAGAACGACUCUGUUGUGACCGUUGUCUCCACCGCCAAAUUCUCCGGUAAGUACUUGAAGUACCUAACCAAGAAGUACUUGAAGAAGAACCAAUUGAGAGACUGGAUCAGAGUCAUCUCGGUGAGAACCAACGAGUACAAAUUGGCCUUCUACCAAGUCACUCCAGAGGACGAGGAAGACGAAGAGUAA
Molecule: messenger RNA, 360 nt
Organism: Lachancea lanzarotensis
Lineage: Eukaryota; Fungi; Ascomycota; Saccharomycetes; Saccharomycetales; Saccharomycetaceae
Gene: RPL22B
Product: LALA0S15e00826g1_1
Exons: 2
Coding region: 1-360 (119 amino acids)
Biological process (GO): cytoplasmic translation
Cellular component (GO): ribosome
Molecular function (GO): RNA binding; structural constituent of ribosome
Source: RefSeq, a predicted model, not a curated record